GCUUCUUUCCUUUCCUCUCCUUUCGAACACCCGAUCUCCACCUCUCCCGCCCCGUACACUCUCGCUUAGCCACUCACUUUCACACACAUCCUUACAUUCAAAAUGGUCGCCUCUGUUGGAAAGAUUGCCCCCGGCUUCAAGGCCACUGCCGUCGUUGACGGCGCCUUCAAGGAGGUCUCCCUCGACGACUACAAGGGCCAAUAUGUCAUCCUGUUCUUCUACCCACUUGACUUCACCUUUGUCUGCCCCACCGAAAUCAUCGCCUUCUCUGAGGCCAUCGAGCGCUUCAACGGUCUCAAGACCGCUGUCCUUGCUUGCUCCUGCGACUCCGAGUUCUCUCACUUGGCCUGGGUUAACACCCCCCGCAACCAGGGUGGUCUUGGCCAGAUGAAGAUCCCCAUCAUCGCUGACUUCACCAAGAAGAUCGCCACCGAAUAUGGUGUCCUCAAGGAGGACGAGGGUGUCGCUUACCGUGGUCUCUUCAUCAUCGAUCCCAAGCAGGUUGUCCGCCAGAUCACCAUCAAUGACCUUCCCGUCGGCCGCAACGUUGACGAGGUCGUCCGCCUGGUCGAGGCCUUCCAGUUCACUGACGAGCACGGUGAGGUCUGCCCCAUCGGCUGGCAGAAGGGUCAGUCUACCAUCAAGCCCGAUGUCGCUGGAUCCAAGGAGUUCUUCGCCUCCUCUGCCUAAAUGUGCAGUUGGACGCCUAUCCAUUGCGCAAUCAUAAAGUUGUGUCCCACAGCUUUAACAACACACAUUGUCAUAUAGCAUGCAUUUUUGCACAACCCAUAUACAUACACGAGCACGUCUUUUUCUUGCAAAUAAAAAAACCAACUAGAGACAAACGAAGUGGUUGAAAUUGAUGCAUCUGAUCUGUGAGACGACCCAAAUAUGGCCGAUCCGUGUUGCUGCGUACAUGGAACAGGUUCUCACGAUAAAGUGGCG
This is a messenger RNA of Gamsiella multidivaricata, 945 nucleotides long. Its product is annotated as thioredoxin-like protein. Lineage: Eukaryota; Fungi; Mortierellomycota; Mortierellomycetes; Mortierellales; Mortierellaceae. The record is from RefSeq and is a predicted model, not a curated record. Gene Ontology annotation, molecular function: thioredoxin peroxidase activity. Gene Ontology annotation, biological process: hydrogen peroxide catabolic process; response to oxidative stress; cellular response to stress. The transcript has 4 exons. Gene Ontology annotation, cellular component: cytosol. Bases 103 to 690 code for a protein of 195 amino acids.